Messenger RNA from Fusarium odoratissimum NRRL 54006, 834 nucleotides. RefSeq lists its product as uncharacterized. Lineage: Eukaryota; Fungi; Ascomycota; Sordariomycetes; Hypocreales; Nectriaceae. The transcript has a single exon. Bases 1 to 834 code for a protein of 277 amino acids. The record is from RefSeq and is a predicted model, not a curated record.
AUGGUAUCAUCGAUGUGCGGAGCAGGAAAUGACAGCAGUUCGUCGUUAGGUAAUUCUCCCUACCAGCUGGCUGAGGUCGACUGCCCAAGUUUUCGAACUGUCGCCACGUUCAAGUCACUGGCUGACUGCGAUACAGGUUCUGCGAUAGAAGAUGACUUCAGCCAGAAAGAAACCAUCAAUUCACAACUGAGUUCUCCUUCCUUCGGCUCGUCAACCGAACAGCAGGUUCCAUCUCCCCACUACGAAACAGCCGCAUCUACAGAAGAUGAUAAUCGAGUUUCACCACGAACCGCAAAGCAAGCCUUGGAAGAUGACGCAGACGAACCAUGGGACUCGCCUCGAAACAAAAGUCCUCGCCUCACGAUUAAUGAAGUUCUGGGGAAUCUAAGUUCUGAUCGGAUCGAGACUGCCCGUCUCCUAAUGGGCAUCGAACUUGAUACCGCCUUUUCGGUCAAAAGGGACGCCAAGAGGGCACUGAUGGAUCUGUUGCGCCACGACUGCUCUGUGGCAGGAAACCAAGCCGAAAUAGUUCAGGCUCGUAAUCGAAAGCAACAAGCCGACGAGGCAAUCCUCCAAACUCACGAGAGACUUCAUGGACCCAGUCAAACCCUGGCCGCGAUGAGUAACCUCAAGAGGACCUUUGAUGCGCGUGCCGUACGUGUUCUCGAGUUUGAGAACGCUGAAGAAGUGACACAAGCAUGCAAGGACAGGCUGGAUAGAGCGCAGGUGAACCACGAAGCUGCUUUAAAGUCCAACCCGAUUGAUUAUUGGUACUUGGAAGCAGUUUGGGGUAUGCUCAUGAGGGCUGAGGCACAUGACGAGGAUAUUCAGUAG